Messenger RNA from Pistacia vera, 1282 nucleotides. RefSeq lists its product as uncharacterized. The coding region runs from base 64 to 1101 and encodes 345 amino acids. The transcript has 8 exons. The record is from RefSeq and is a predicted model, not a curated record. NCBI's taxonomy places the organism in Eukaryota, Viridiplantae, Streptophyta, Magnoliopsida, Sapindales, Anacardiaceae.
AGAGAAAAAUAAAAAUUAACAGAAAAAUACAAGACACUGAACUCAAGUGUGAAAAGUAAUACCAUGUUCAUGGCUAUUCACUGCAACACAUUUCCCAUUUCCAUCAAACCAUGCAGAACGAGAACUACACUUUCGUCUCCAUUGUCAACCACCCGUUUAACUUCAGUUUCUCACAAUCCGAACCGCACCAAUAACGUUGCGCUUAAGCUCUCAACUCCCAGCCCCAGGUUAAGUAAGGUUGUUUCUGCUGUGACUUCCGAAGAGAGUGCAGUCGGUUCAAUUAAUUCUGGUACUGAUGUGUUUAAACUCACGUACUUAGAGGGAAAUAGUUGGUUGUGGGAUGUUGGUGGUUUGAAAAUUUUGGUUGAUCCAAUCUUGGUGGGCAACUUGGAUUUUGGAAUUCCUUGGCUUUAUGAUGCUGCCAAGAAAUUUUUGAAGAAUUUCCAGCUUAGUGAUCUUCCAGAAGUUGAUUGUUUAUUGAUUACACAAAGCCUUGAUGAUCACUGCCAUUUAAAGACGUUAGAGCCGCUUUCUAAAAUGUCUCCAAAUCUUAAGGUCAUUGCUACUCCUAAUGCCAAGCCAUUGCUGGAUCCCCUUUUUAAUAAUGUUACAUAUCUAGAACCUGGUCAGAGUGCUGAAGUUGAAGCAAAAAAUGGUUCCAAAGUCAAACUGAAAGCCACUGCCGGGCCAGUUCUAGGGCCUCCUUGGCAACGACCUGAGAAUGGGUAUCUUGUCAAUUCUCCUCAGGGCCAACUGACUCUUUACUACGAACCCCACUGCAUAUACAAUAAAAAUUUUCUACAGAAGGAACAUGCUGACAUUGUUAUUAGCCCUGUAAUAAAGCAGCAACUUCCUAAAUUUACACUGGUUUCAGGACAAGAAGACGCUGUUCUGCUUGCUAAGUUGCUGAAUGCCAAGUUUAUUGUGCCUAUGAAAAAUGGAGAUCUUGAUAGCAAAGGAUUUCUUGCAAGUAUAGUUCAGGCUGAAGGAACAGUUGAAUCAUUCAAGGAGCUUUUGUCAAAGGAACUACCAGAUGCUCAGGUACUAGAACCCACUCCUGGUGUGCCACUGGAGAUUUCAGCACCUUCAAAUGUUCUGUAGGACAUCUUUAUUCUGUACAAUAUCCUGAUUAAAAUGCAUUUUUGCAAGAAACUGUUUAUAUCAAGUAAUAGUUUUAUAGUUCCAGCAUCUGUUUCGAGAGAGAGAUGUAAGUGAGGGCCAAAAGGUGUAACUUCAGCUAUACCCUUCGUUUUCAACCUCAAGUGGCUCUAAUUUUUCUUGA